CCCGCCCACAGGAAGCCGACGUCAUGGCCGCGCCCGGGAGUGACGGGCCCCGCCCCCCGGCCCGGCCGGGCUUCCUCUUCGCGCUGCUGCUGUCGCUGUCCCUGCCCCGCGGCUCCGCCCCCCAGCGCCCGGGGGCCCCGCCCCCCGACCCGGAGGCCACGCCCCUCGACCCGCCCCCGCCGCGGCCCAACUUCCUGCUCAUCAUGGCCGACGACCUCGGCCUCGGGGACCUCGGCUGCUACGGCAACGGCACGCUCAGGACGCCCAACAUCGACCGCCUCGCCCGGGACGGCGUCCGCCUCGCGCACCACCUGGCGGCCGAGGCCGUGUGCACGCCCAGCCGCGCCGCCUUCCUCACGGGGCGCUACCCGGUCCGCACGGGGAUGACGUCGGGCAACGGGCACCGCGUGCUGCAGUGGGCGUCGGGCGCGGGCGGCCUCCCCCCCGAGGAGCUGACGUUCGCGCGGGUCCUGCAGGGGCGGGGCUACGUCACGGGGCUCGUGGGGAAGUGGCACCUGGGCCUGAACUGCGAGACGUCGUCCGACCUCUGCCACCACCCCCAGCGCCACGGCUUCCACCACUUCCUGGGGCUGCCGCUCGGCCUCAUGGGAGACUGCGCGGUGGAGGGGGCGGAGCCGGGGGCGUGGCCGGGGCCGUCGCCCUCCGAGAAGCGGGCGGGGCUGGAGCGGCGCCUGCGCGGGGCGGGGGUGAUUGACGGGCGCGACCUGAUGCCGCUGCUGCGGGGCGGGGCCGGGCGCUCGGCCCACGAGGUCCUGCUCCACUACUGCGAGGUUUUCCUGCACGCGGCCCGGCUGGUGCAGCGCGAGCGCGGGAAGGUGUGGAAAGUGCACUUCGCGACGCCGACCUUCGACCCCCCGGGCUCGGGCUCCUGCGCGGGGCCGGACGGUGGCCAUGAUGGCGGCGACGGCGAGGAGGAGGCGGGCGCGGCCCCCCAGGCCCGGCUGUGCCCCUGCGUGGGCGCCGCGGUGACCCCGCACGACCCCCCGCUGCUGUACGAGCUGACCUCCGACCCGGGGGAGGCGCGGCCGCUGUCGCCGGGGGCGGAGCCGGGGCUGGCGGCCGUGGUGUCGCGCGUGAGGCAGGAGCAUGACCGCGUGUGGCGCUCGCUGAGCCAGGCCAAGCAGCAGCUGGGGUCGCUCUACGUCCUGCCCCGCCCGUGGCUGCAGCCCUGCUGCUGGGGGCGGGGCGCGGGGGGCGGGGCCUGCGCCUGCGACCUCGGCCCGGGGGGCGGGGCCGGGGCCGGCGACGCGGGGCGGGACUUCCUGUGA
Mus caroli (Ryukyu mouse) is the source of this 1289-nucleotide messenger RNA. NCBI's taxonomy places the organism in Eukaryota, Metazoa, Chordata, Mammalia, Rodentia, Muridae. The record is from RefSeq and is a predicted model, not a curated record.